Molecule: messenger RNA, 3312 nt
Organism: Anthonomus grandis grandis
Lineage: Eukaryota; Metazoa; Arthropoda; Insecta; Coleoptera; Curculionidae
Product: collagen alpha-2(IX) chain-like
Exons: 22
Coding region: 111-3239 (1042 amino acids)
Source: RefSeq, a predicted model, not a curated record
CUGGAGUGCUUAUUACCACUUGUUCUAGUUAAUUUAAGAAAUAAUUAUAUUAUCGAUGUAAAAUUAUGCUUUUAUUUGGGCGAUUAGCUUAAAACAAUUUUUUUGUGAUAAUGACGUUAUGUUUUAGAUUUAAUAAAAGAAAAGCGUUUUUAAUUUUUACGUUAUGGAGCAGUUUUGGACAAAUAAUAGCACAAUUAAACAUACUAGAGCAAGAUGUAAGUGGUCCAUGUGCCGAUUUUCGAGUAGGAGAUGACGAUUUACAAGCUUUCGAUUUUAUUCGACAAUUUCGCUUAGAUCUGUUGGAAACUCAAUAUUCAGGUGUGAGCAAAGUUACAGGAUCUAGCUCAUUACAAACGGCUUAUCGAUUGGAACAACAUUCAGAUUUAACUAUACCAACUAGAAAUGUAUUUCCACUGGGUCUUCCAGAGCAGUUUUCGUUGAUUUCCACAUUCAGAGCAAGAAGAAUUUCCAAACAAACAUGGCACAUGAUUCGCAUAACAAAUCUAGAACAGCGACCGCAAUUUUUUGUUGCGUUAAACCCCAGGCAACAGAGUAUCGACUUUUCUAUUUCGAAUUAUGAAGGGCGUUUGAAAACCUUAAGAUUCCAUAACGCUAAGGUAUUUGAUCGAAACUGGCACAAAAUUCAUUUUGGAGUUUUUAGAGAUAAAGUUUCAUUGUUCGUGGAUUGCAAAAAUAUGCAGGAACACAACAUGGAACCCCGCGGGCCAAUUGAUAUUAAUGGCAAUAUAUCCAUUUCAAAAUUUGCCAAUUCUAAGGAAACAGUACCUAUUGACUUACAAUGGAUGAUGAUGAGCUGCGAUCCUACCAAACCCCAAAGGGAAACUUGUCCUGAAAUUCCAUCAUAUAACGUGGCUCAUCUCGAACCACUUCCACCGACGUUCUUACCUAGUCCAACCUUAACAGCUGCACCACCAAGGGAAAGACCUUGCGAUAUUGUCUGCCCAAGAGGACUUCCCGGAUAUAAUGGAACAGACGGUUAUCCAGGAGAAAGGGGGCUACCAGGCUUACCAGGUUUGCCAGGACCACAAGGACCUAGAGGAGAGAGGGGCGAAUUCGGUCGCCCUGGAUAUCCUGAAAUAUCCGGAUCAACAGUGGUCCAAGGAAAUAAAGAUUUUCCACUUCUACUUGGGCUAAAGGGAGCGAGAGGUCUUCCGGGACCUAGAGGUACCCCAGGAUUACAAGGUCUUCCUGGUAUAAAAGGAGUGCCUGGAAGUGUAGGGCCAGCAGGUCUACCAGGAAAUCAAGGACCUAUUGGACCCAAAGGGAGCAAGGGUGAUUAUGGAGUCCCAGGACCGAAAGGCGAGAGAGGCUAUGAUGGAGUUCCAGGUCUUCCUGGAUCAAUUGGGCCCCAAGGCCCUCCUGGACCUCCCGGUAAAACUAUUACCAGCCAAGAAUCCUCGGUUGUGGUGGAAGGACCUCCUGGACCCAUGGGACCUAGAGGAGUUCCGGGAUUACCGGGUGAAGAUGGGCAACCUGGACCAAGAGGACCACCUGGUAACCCCGGAAAAGAUGGACAAGAGGGUAUUAGAGGUCCGAUAGGCUAUAAAGGAGAUAAAGGUGAACAAGGAUUGCGAGGAGAAAGAGGCUAUCCUGGUCCACCGGGACCUUCGGGUCUAAUAGGUGAGAGUUUUGGCGCUUCAGGGCAAAUACCAAUUCCUGGUCCUCAAGGACCUCGUGGAGAACCUGGGUUUUCUGGUCCAGUCGGGCCAAAAGGUUCUCAAGGGGAACCUGGCCCUAAAGGUGAUGAAGGACCUAGAGGUUUUCCAGGUCUGCCAGGGAUAGAUGGUGCAAGAGGUGUCCCCGGAAAAGAGGGACCUCCUGGAGUUGAAGGACCAAAGGGUAUGACUGGUUUUAUUGGACCGCCAGGAACUCCAGGUCCUAUUGGUCCUUCAGGGCCUCAGGGCAUACAGGGUCUGAUUGGACCAGUUGGACCCGAAGGAGUAAAAGGCGAGCCUGGUGAACCAGGAAGACCCGGACUACCUGGGUCUAUAGCGGACAUAGGGGAAAGGGGGCUACCUGGACCGCCAGGAAAGACAGGAUCACCAGGAGAAACUGGAGAAAAAGGAGAAAGGGGAUUUCCUGGACUACCAGGACCUCCGGGGCUAACGGGAAUCGCUGGGCCUCCUGGUCCAGAAGGUCUUAAAGGUCCUACGGGACCACAGGGACCAGUUGGUUCAAAAGGAGAACCAGGAGUUCGGGGCUAUUCAGGUUUAAUGGGACCUCCGGGGACUGAUGGGAUUCCAGGUUUACCUGGUAGCCCUGGUCAAAAAGGAGAUAGAGGAGAGCCCGGUUUAGAAGGACCUAUUGGUCCGAGAGGGUAUCCUGGAAAUCAGGGGAAUAAUGGUGUGCCAGGACCACAAGGCCUACCAGGUUUACCUGGACCAGAAGGAAAACCCGGACCGGCAGGUCCACCAGGUCCUCCUGGUGAUGUUAAAGUUGUAUCAGAAUACCGCGAAGGCAAUGGAGAAUACUCUUAUAGAGGGGGCGUGCAUGGACCCAGAGGAGUUCCGGGAGUUCCAGGGGCGGCUGGUGCUCGUGGUCCUACGGGAGAAAGAGGAGUACCAGGACCAAUGGGACCAGCUGGGUAUCCAGGUAAAGAUGGUGCACCGGGAGUGCCCGGACCCCCUGGACAACGCGGACAAACUGGACUUCCCGGAUUACCAGGACAGCCAGGAAGAAGCUAUUCUGAAAUGGAAAUUCGGGAUAUUUGUGCCGCAGUAUUGAGAGAUCAAUUGGCUGACCUUACGGCAAAUCUUAUAGGACCUCCUGGACCUCCAGGUGCAUCAACCCGUGGAAGACCAGGCUCUCCGGGCAUUCCAGGACCUAUAGGUGCUCCCGGUGCUCCAGGUCUACCAGGUGAACGAGGAUUUAUGGGUCUCCCAGGAGCCUCAGGACCACCUGGAUCCAUCGGAAUGCCUGGUGAAAAGGGAGAAAAAGGAGAAAGAGGAUUAGAGGGCAUUGGAUUAGAAGGCCCCGUUGGACUUAGAGGAUUGCCUGGUCCACCAGGAGUUCCGGGAGAGGGGCUCCCUGGCAGAGCCGGAGAUAGAGGUGAACCAGGUCGACCUGGUUCUCCCGGACAGCAAGGCUUGCCUGGUCCACAGGGUCCUCCUGGGUAUUGCGAGUUUUGUAAUAAUUAUGAAACGGCAGCGCAAAAUUACCAACAAAUGUACGCUGCUUACGUGGCAGCCAGAAAUGGUGGCAACAAUAAGGGGCCGUGACUUUUUAAUAUUUAAAUUUUUUAAGUUUUUAAUAUGGUUUAUUUUCGACUAAUAAAACAAUGUAUAUAUUAUA